AUGGCACCAAGCACAGUACGCCUUGCAUCUCAUAACAAGACCAGAGUUGCAUACUUUCACGAUGAAGGGGUUGGAAACUACCAUUAUGGAGAACAUCAUCCAAUGAAGCCCCAUCGCCUGACGUUAACGAAUCACCUUGUACUCAAUUACGGUCUACACCAAAAAAUGGAGAUCUUCCAACCAAGACGAGCGACCGACACUGAAAUCUUGGAAUUCCACGCCGAAGAUUACGUAGAUUUUCUCAAGAGAGUGACGCCAGACAAUGCAGAACAAUUUGAAUCUCUUUUUCAACGAUUUAACGUAGGAGAUGACUGUCCAAUCUUUGAUGGCAUCUACGACUUUUGUCAGAGAUAUGCAGGAGCAACCAUUGAAGCCUCACGAAAGUUGAUUGCCAAUGGGGCAGAUAUCUGUAUUAAUUGGUCAGGAGGACUUCAUCAUGCAAAAAAGUGUGAAGCCAGUGGAUUUUGUUAUGUUAAUGAUAUUGUUCUCGGUACACUUGAACUUCUACGAUAUUUUCCUCGUGUAUUGUAUGUAGACAUUGAUAUUCAUCAUGGAGACGGCGUACAAGAAGCCUUUUACCUGACAGAUCGUGUAAUGACUGUAUCUUUUCAUAAAUAUAACGGCGAUUUCUUUCCGGGAACUGGACACAUUGACGAGAUUGGAUCUUCACUUGGAAAAUACUAUUCAGUGAAUGUGCCUUUGCGAGAUGGAAUUGACGACGAUGCAUAUGUGUGGUUAUUCAAAGAAGUAAUUGACGCAGUGAUGGGAACAUUUCAGCCAUCGGCCAUUGUACUCCAAUGUGGUGCAGACUCUCUUGGCUGCGAUCGAUUGGGAUGCUUUAAUUUAAGUAUCGAGGCACACGGUAGAUGUGUUCAAAUUAUCAAAGGAUUCAAGCUUCCACUACUGGUUGUUGGUGGUGGUGGAUACACGGUUCGAAAUGUCGCGCGAUGCUGGACAUACGAGACAUCGAUCCUAGUCGAUACUACCCUGUCAAAUGACCUUCCCCCUAAUGAAUAUCGCGACUUUUUUAGACCUGACUAUAAACUUCACCCCCACCUUUCUGGACGUGUCGAAAAUCAGAAUGACCGCCAAUACCUUCUUAAAGUACGCGAACGUGUUAUGGAACAACUUCGCUAUCUUGAUGCAGCACCUAGUAUUCAGAUGCAAGAAAUUCCUCCGGAUAUCCAAGGAUUCUUGGACGGUGAGGCAGAAAUACGUGAUGCUAAGGACGAUUCGGAAGCCGGUAAGGAUAGGCGACGUUCUGGUGGCCGAGUGAUUGUAGAAGGAGAAUGGUAUGAAGACGACAAUGACAAUGAUGGUGACGCCAAGGAUUCAAGCUGGCAAAAAAAUAAUGGAAUGGAGCUUGAUGUGUAG
This is a messenger RNA of Phycomyces blakesleeanus NRRL 1555(-), 1374 nucleotides long. RefSeq lists its product as hypothetical. Lineage: Eukaryota; Fungi; Mucoromycota; Mucoromycetes; Mucorales; Phycomycetaceae. The transcript has 4 exons. Gene Ontology annotation, molecular function: histone deacetylase activity. The coding region runs from base 1 to 1374 and encodes 457 amino acids. The record is from RefSeq and is a predicted model, not a curated record.